AUGUCAGAUUCAGGUGAACCUAAAACGCCUGCGGAAGAAUCUCAAGUUGUUGAGAUAGAAUCUAAGUCUCCAGAAGAAAUGACUAAAAACUCAAAGAAGAGAGCGCUUGAUCUUGCUGAAGAUUCGGACAACGAAAGCUGGUUAGAGAAUCAUAGGAGGAUCACAAAAAAGCCAACAAGGAGGAAUAUUGCAAGUGAUUAUGAGAAAACAGAGGAAGAAACACUCAAGGAAGAAGAAGAUGAUGAUGAUAACGAUGCAUUGCCUUUAACAUGCUCCAUUUGCAAUCAACCAUUCUUGAAUCCUGUUGUGACGAAAUGCCAACAUUACUUCUGCGAGACUUGUGGUUUUAAGCAUGAUAUGGAGAACGAUAAGUGUUUUGUGUGUAACCAGCCAACUCUUGGGGUUUACGACACAGCCAUGGAGAUCAAGGGAAAGAUAACUGAACAACGUGAGAAAGCCAAAGCUAUGGUGAAGGAGGUGUCAACAAUGGUGGAAAAGGCAUCGGCGAUGGUGGAUGAUGCAGGAGGAAUAGCGGAAAAGGCAGUGAAAUUGGUGGAGGAGGUUGAAACAAUGGUGAGAAACGCAGCGGAAAUGGCGACUAACGCGGGGAAAAUGGCGGCAGAGGCGGCUGAAAUGGUGCAAGAAGCGAAUGCCACAAUGGAAACGGCAAAAGCUGAUAUGGCUAAGGCGUUUGCAGUGAUGAAGACGGUUACGUGGGACGACGUUUAA
This is a messenger RNA of Arabis nemorensis, 729 nucleotides long. NCBI's taxonomy places the organism in Eukaryota, Viridiplantae, Streptophyta, Magnoliopsida, Brassicales, Brassicaceae. The record is from the annotation of a GenBank genome assembly.